AUGGGAGCGAACGGCGAGAGCGGCGGGACGACGGUGCUCGAUGACGAUUUCGCCGAAUUUAGCGCUCGAGUGCGUGGGGCGUGGAAGCGCUCGGCGACGUUCACGCUGAGCGCGGUGGUGACGUCGCUGGUGAUGCUCAUGGUGAGUACAAUGGCGGUCGGGGUGACGCGAUACGUGGUCGUUCCGAGAGGGCCGGCGUCGCUGACGACGGAUCUAGCGUUCGAUUACACGACGACGGCGCCGACGGCAAGAGCGAGCUUUGCGGCGGUAAAAUUCGCGAACGUGGAGCCGGGCGAGGGGGCGAGAAUUUUGAGUCCGAAACAAACCUUUGACGUCGAGGUAGAGCUCGUGGUGCCGGAGAGCGAACAUAACGCGAACGUUGGUAUGUUCCAGGUGAACGCAAAGCUGUUGACGUCCACCGGACAAAAGUUGCUGGAACGGUCUCGACCAGGAAUGGUGACGUACACAUCUAGGGAGGUCAGAUGGCUCAAGAUGCUCACAAGAGCACCGUUGCACGCGAUGGGGAUGAUCGACGAGAGACAAAGCGUGCGCGUCGCCGUGAUUGAAAAUUACAAAGAGGACGCGGCGUCUCCGUUUACGAGUAUCGAAGUGACGAUGAAACCGCACGCUGGAAGUGAGAAACUGCCACAAAUUUACGAAGCGCGAGCGACGAUUCACUUAAGUAUGAGUCGUUUCGCUAGCGCGCUAUAUUUUUACCCGAUCGCCUCCUCGCUGAUCCUCAUCGGCGCGCUCUGGAGUAGUUCGAGUGCCGUCGCCUUGGUGUGCCUUCUUUUCUACGUGCUCAUCAAGGGGAGUAACAUGGACGAGACCAAGACCCAGCCACCAGUGACAUUGAAUCAAAAGUCAAAGCAUGCUGGAGCGAUCGCCGAUGCCAUCGAUUCAAUGGACUCAACCCUGAGUGCUCACGCGCCAGAGCAAGUUAACGCGACUUCGAUCCUCGAUCAUGGAUUGCGGCAUCGCGGCAAUCCGAAUGGAUCGACGAGCUAG
Molecule: messenger RNA, 1008 nt
Organism: Ostreococcus tauri
Lineage: Eukaryota; Viridiplantae; Chlorophyta; Mamiellophyceae; Mamiellales; Bathycoccaceae
Product: Adipose-regulatory protein, Seipin
Exons: 1
Coding region: 1-1008 (335 amino acids)
Biological process (GO): lipid storage; lipid droplet organization
Cellular component (GO): endoplasmic reticulum membrane
Source: RefSeq, a predicted model, not a curated record